CAUUUGCUUCUAGGUUUAGAUGGGUCGGUGAUGGUUGCCAGUGUCUAGUGAGACCUCUGGGGUUCCUCUAUCCAAUAUAUCUCUCUUCUCAGUGAUGGUGAUUGUUGAUGCUGGAGAGGGGGAGAGCAAGUGGCAUGAAUUAGACAUAUUGAGGAGUUUCCACCUAAUUCUUUGGAAGAAGAAACUGAAGGAAGUAAAUGGAUUUUAUCAAAAUUGAAAAAGAAACUGAGAAAAAGGGAAUUAAUAGAAGCAAGGGAUUCCAUAGCUUCAGGUAUACAUAGAACCGAGCUAUCUCAGAUCUAGAUCAUCUCUGGUUAUUCAUUAAUUUUGAUUUGCCAUGAAUGAUCUACAUUGUUGAAAUGGGAGCAUGAUUUUCAUUUUUGUUUGUUUAGAUCAUUGGUAGCUGAUUGUUCUCUCCAUAUGAUUUUUCACUGAUUUGUUUUAAAAUUCAUAUGGUUGUAAUUUAGUCUUUUUUGUAUUGUUUUUUAUUUUAACUUUGAAAGCUUUCUUUUUUUAUAGUUAGAUCAUAUGCUGUAGUAUUACGGAUUCAUUGUCACUUGGUUUGUGACUUUAUAUGUUGCCUGAACUAAUUUUAGGCACCUUGGUUGAAUCCAUAUUGAUUGGGGUCUAGCGUUUACUCAUCCAUGUGUAUUCGUGCUCAAUGUUACCCAUGACUUAAUCUCAUUCAUGGUUUAGAGUUGAGUUAAGUAACUAUUAAUUUUAUAAGCCCUGUAGUGGUCUGAAGGGCAGAAUUGAUUGGCUUGAUUGUUAACAAGUUUGCCAACUCUUUUUAUACAUGUUUGCAAUUCAUCUCAAAUUGAUUUUGGGUAGUGUUUCUUUAUGGAAAUUUUUCAUGGUUGGUUUUGCCAACUGCAUUGAGCUGCAACCAGAGGUGAUUUAUACAUGCCAUUAAGAAAUUACAGAGGCUUAUUCUUUCUUUCCACAGUUAGGAUAGUUAAAAGCAUGUUUGCAAGUUGUAGGGUGUCAACUAGAUUCUUUGGAUGAAUUCAGUUUUGUUUCUUUUCUUGAUGGUUGUUUGUGCUUCUUUGUUGUUACUUGGUUUUACUACAAGUUCUAAAGGGAAUCAAACUGAUGGUGAGAG
Molecule: messenger RNA, 1102 nt
Organism: Rubroshorea leprosula
Lineage: Eukaryota; Viridiplantae; Streptophyta; Magnoliopsida; Malvales; Dipterocarpaceae
Source: the annotation of a GenBank genome assembly